Molecule: messenger RNA, 291 nt
Organism: Danaus chrysippus (African queen)
Lineage: Eukaryota; Metazoa; Arthropoda; Insecta; Lepidoptera; Nymphalidae
Source: the annotation of a GenBank genome assembly
AUGGUAUGGGCUACGGACUGCAUCGUCGGCACUUCAAAGAGAUAUCAUGUAACAAUAACAGAAUCUAUUUUACACACUUCAGUGACUACAAAUGGGGUGUUCAACGAUAAAAGUGCUACUAUUUCCCAUAGGGAUGCAUUGUCGGUACGUCAAAGGGAUUUAAAUGAUAUCAAUAGCAGGGCUACCGCUGCGUUUGUCGGCAAUAUGGUUACAGUGACAUCUAUGUCCAGUAAAGAGCGAUACACGUCAAACGAGCCGCCAUUCGCCUCGCCAACCCUAACUAGACACUAG